AUGGCCACAGAUCUCGAUAUCGCUGCACAGGCCCCUCAGCAGCUCGUGGAGAAUGCCCUGCAACAAUUCGUCGUCCCUGCGGAACGCCCGCUAUCGCUCUUCGAGCGCGUGAUCACCACCAAUGCGCCCAUCUUGGAGUCACUACUUCUCCAGAUUCCGACCGACACUAUAAUCAAGCUAUACCAUACGUCCCAUUACCUCCGCACGUUCCUACGCUCAUAUCCGACCGCAUGGAAGACACUCUCCUUCCGCCUGCUUUUCCCAUCGGGCACACUACCAACAACGCGAAUCAUCACUCCGGGCACGUCCGACCUGGAAACACAUCGCCAGUCAAGACCAUAUGCCUUGGAUCAACUGUUGAUGAACGUGGUGAUCCCGUUCAGUGGAUGCUUGAAGAGUCUGGAGCUCGAUAACACCGCUGUCUCGGGACAGAUUCUCAUUUCAACUGUGUUGCAUGCGCGUCGGGAAACGUUGGAGCACCUGUCUGUCCGCGGUUGUAAGAAUGUCUCUCUCAAGUACCACAUCAUCCCGUAUCUGACUAUGUUCGGGUUGCAAUAUGAUGUGGACAUGGAGACGAAUAUAGGAAGCUCGCCCGCAACUAAACGACUCGCUCUGAAGAGUCUAUAUGCUUACCGGUGUCGACAUCACCGUCGACGGCCUUAUCUUUCUGCUUCGCUUUUGCGCAAGGACUCUGAUUCUGAACCCACGCAUGAGCUGGUCAAUCUUUGCCACAAAUUAGGUAUCUGGACUGACACUGCGUGGUGCACUACGCCUGCCGGUAGAUGCUAUCGAAGGCGCGGGUAUGUCUCUAUGAGAGUUCCCCAAGGCUCACCUGAAGUUUGGGUUGUAUUCGAUCGACUCUGGAGAUGCAAGAACUGGAUCGGCGCAGUCGAUGAAAAAGCCGAGCGGCCGAUCGUGCGCGAUGGGAAGCUCUGGGAAAAUUGCGACACUGGGAGCUAUGGCGAAGCAAUAGGCACAGAGCGGUGUGAACAGUGUAGCAUUCUGAUGCACUGUGUGGGAUGCCGACGAACUCUUUGUGCUAGCUGUGCCUACGAGCGACCAUACCUUCAUCGUGGAAAUUCUGCUGUAUCGACAAGUGCUGAAACGCCACCCGCGCAUGACCCUUUAUGGUGGGCACCGGGAGCAACUAUGUCUCCUAGUUCUAUGCAGGAUCCAAUCGCAAAUCCUUUGGACAACGCCCCGCUCCAAGGAGCAGCACCCACGUCACAUCCAGCCCUUAAUUUCCACUGGUGCUGCACGGAGCCGAUCUUCUCUGGGGGAGGUGGUAUCAGCAUCGGCACGCCCAGUCGAGAUGUUGAUCAAGUACGCGCCGUACCUUUGCCCCGAGGCCAAGGAUGGGAGGACCUCGAGUACACUGUCAGCGAGUGGAGUAAAUCCUUCCCAAAAUACGCCUAUGGCGAUCCCAGCCAGCCUGACUACUCCCUGGAGACCGGACAUCUCGCGAUGAUGAAGUGGUUACUAGGACCGCCCAAUCGGCAGGUCUCACCCUGCCCACGCAAUCUUUGCCAGGAGUGCUACGACUCGCCCCAGUGGAAGGUUCACUGCAAAAGCUGUUCUAAACCUCUCUGCAUCGAACACGACCUCCGCGGUCUCCGCUUACGCAUCUGUGGCUAUCGUGACCUUGCAUUCGAGAAGAUGACCAUCCAAACCCGAGCGGUCAACAUUUCAUCAUCUGAUGCCGCCAUCACUCAGCUUCCCGGCUAUGAGCUCCCGUUCCGAACCCAGCGCCAGGAUUCGGCCAACAGCAGCUUCAUCGACGAUCCACCGGGUGAUACUGUGGCAGAGGACAAUUUUUCCGAGCCACUGAACGGCGACCAUUCGACGCAGUCAUUGUUCCCUCGCGAUACCACUCGGUCCCUCUCUACACCACCUUCCAAUCACUCGGGAUCGUCAUCGCCAUCAUCAGCCUCGUUUGAAUCAACUUUUGAAGUGCCACGUUGGCAGGGAUGCCAAUCCUUCUAUUGCCCUCAAUAUCGUGCCGUCGGUGAUCAGCGGCAACGGUGCCCAAGCCACCUCCGGGAAUGCAAGGCCUGUGCUGUCUAUGUCUGCUCCGAAUGUGUGGCGGCGAAUCCGCCCUGCAAGUGCUCGUACUGUGAGGAGAAUUACUUGUGCCCCAACUGCAUGAAGGCCCGUGCUCGUGACGGAACUUGUCGCCGUCGCGAAGAAGAGAAGGCCCGGAGAGAGCGAAAGUGGAAGAAGGACAUGCAGGUGCUAGAAGGCAUCCUCGAGCUCAAGGUAGCCAAUGAAAUGGCCGAGUUCGCAGGUCAAUUCUUUGAGUUUGUCGAGCAGGGCUCCUCUCCAACUCCGGCUCCUGUCGUCAGCACCAGCGCCCUCAUCGACCUCAUCAAUAUCCAUGAGGACAACGAGGCGGGCAUUCCCGACAGCCCACGGCCGAACGACCUGAUGAAUUUCCAGUCUCCAUUAUUCCUCGGAGCUAAUCAUGUCGGUCCAGUUUACGACUCGGAGUAG
This is a messenger RNA of Penicillium maclennaniae, 2490 nucleotides long. RefSeq lists its product as uncharacterized. The transcript has 2 exons. The record is from RefSeq and is a predicted model, not a curated record. Bases 1 to 2490 code for a protein of 829 amino acids. Lineage: Eukaryota; Fungi; Ascomycota; Eurotiomycetes; Eurotiales; Aspergillaceae.